Messenger RNA from Ambispora gerdemannii, 330 nucleotides. The record is from the annotation of a GenBank genome assembly. NCBI's taxonomy places the organism in Eukaryota, Fungi, Glomeromycota, Glomeromycetes, Archaeosporales, Ambisporaceae.
AUGAAUCAGCACAAUUCGGAUAGUAACGGUAAGGUUAGGAUAAGUUACAUUGUUUUCGAAGAUUUGUACGGUUCCAUUGUUAUGAUUCUCUGUUACAAAAGAGCUGCUAGAAGUGGAAACUUGGAUAAUAUACCGGUUCCUGGCACAAAUCAUAAAAAUAAUGACCUAAAAACAAAAGUAAAGUUGCUUUCAAGUGAAUACUUGAUUUUAACAAUAAAGCUGGUAGUCAUGGUAGUAUCUCGCGAAUGUACCGUCAACAUAAUUGAACAGCCAAGUAGCAGUAUAUUCAAACCAGCAAGAUCGAACGCUUUUAACAUCCGUUGGUCCUAG